Humulus lupulus (European hop) is the source of this 977-nucleotide messenger RNA. Its product is annotated as large ribosomal subunit protein eL13z-like. The record is from RefSeq and is a predicted model, not a curated record. Lineage: Eukaryota; Viridiplantae; Streptophyta; Magnoliopsida; Rosales; Cannabaceae. The transcript has a single exon. The coding region runs from base 113 to 736 and encodes 207 amino acids. Gene Ontology annotation, molecular function: RNA binding; structural constituent of ribosome. Gene Ontology annotation, cellular component: ribosome; cytosolic large ribosomal subunit. Gene Ontology annotation, biological process: translation.
AUACACAUAUAUACCUCUUUUGUUUUGUGCCUCCAUUUCUAGGGUUGUUCGUCCUUCUUGGCCAGUUCCCUCUCAUCAUCGCAGAGUCAGAUCUAAGAAGAGGUAAGCAGCCAUGGUUAAGCACAACAAUGUCAUCCCUAACGGGCAUUUCAAGAAACAUUGGCAGAACUACGUGAAGACUUGGUUCAACCAACCAGCAAGGAAGACGAGGAGAAGGAUUGCUCGCCAGAAGAAGGCUGUGAAGAUCUUCCCCAGGCCUACAGCUGGAUCCCUUCGUCCAGUUGUUCAUGGACAGACUUUGAAGUACAAUAUGAAGGUUCGGGCUGGCAGGGGCUUUUCACUGGAAGAGCUCAAGGCCGCUGGAAUUCCAAAGAAGCUCGCACCCACCAUUGGAAUAUCUGUUGAUCACCGCCGUCGGAACCGUUCCUUGGAGGGCCUGCAGUCUAAUGUUCAGAGGCUCAAAACUUACAAGGCCAAACUUGUUGUCUUCCCAAGGCGUGCUCGCAAGUUCAAGGCUGGAGACUCUGCCCCAGAGGAGUUGGCCAAUGCUACCCAGGUCCAAGGCAAGUACUUGCCUAUUGCUCGUGAGAAGCCAGCAUUUGAGCUCGUUAAGAUUACAGAUGAUAUGAAGUCAUUCAAGGCCUACAACAAGCUCAGGCUAGAGCGUACAAAUGAACGCCAUCUCGGUGCUAGGUUGAAGAGGGCAGCAGAGGCUGAGAAGGAAGAGAAGAAGUAGACAGUUUUGCAUUUAUUCCAAAGAAUUUUGCUUUUUGGGUUGGACCCUAAUUUCUCAACUAUAUAGACUUUGUUGUUUUGUUUUGUUUCGUUUUGUUUUGUGAUGUUAGUUAAGUUGAAGAUCUUUAAGUAAUUUUAUGGUUGCAUUGCUGAUUGCACUGUUGGUAAAUUCAUCUUAUUUUGUGAUGUUAGCUAAGUUGAAGUUUUUUAAAUGAUUUUAUGGUUGCAGUGCUAUUGGUAAA